GUCGAUGCGGACGAGGAAAUCGGAGCAAUAAUCGUCGAAACAUGAGCGACAGACGAGGACUCGUCUUGGACUCAAACUCUAUGGGGCUGUCCAAUCCGGUAACUCCCACGAACUCGGGACAGCAGACGUCUCAGAAGGCGGUAAAGGUGCAGCUGGCGCUGAAGGAUCAGCAAAGCCAAAAGGCUCUACAGCAGGACACAGGGAAUGUCGAAAAUCAAUCCGGUGUCUUCACGGACUACAGCAACCAAGACCACUCCAGGUGCAAUGCUCGCACUGAGCCCAUAGCUACGGAGUACUUUCACCGUUUGGUGGACCAACUGCCUGAGGCACACGACAUGAGCGCUCAGAUGAAUCUGCAGCUGAACAAGACAUUCCUAAAACGGCUGGACGAGAUCGACGGCCUCAAUUUUCCGAGCGGAGAUUCAAAGCUGCGCCUGAUCAUUUUUUAAGAGUGGGUGGACGUCCUACUAAAUGUCAACAGCGUCAUGUUCACCAACUUGUCGGCAAUUAAAGGGGAGGCAUACGGCAAGAUCAUGGACCGCGUUCAGUCGGUCAGUGGGGAGCAACAGCAGACGCUGGACGAAAACCGAAAGCUGCG
Drosophila miranda is the source of this 598-nucleotide messenger RNA. RefSeq lists its product as uncharacterized. The transcript has 2 exons. Bases 42 to 449 code for a protein of 135 amino acids. The record is from RefSeq and is a predicted model, not a curated record. NCBI's taxonomy places the organism in Eukaryota, Metazoa, Arthropoda, Insecta, Diptera, Drosophilidae.